Trichomonas vaginalis G3 is the source of this 840-nucleotide messenger RNA. RefSeq lists its product as uncharacterized. Lineage: Eukaryota; Parabasalia; Trichomonadida; Trichomonadidae. Bases 1 to 840 code for a protein of 279 amino acids. The transcript has a single exon. The record is from RefSeq and is a predicted model, not a curated record.
AUGUUUAUUCCACGAUUUUUUUGUGGAGUAAUAAGAGGUUUCUUUCGUUUAAACACAUUCAUAUGGAUUAUCAUUGCAUCUCCAUUGUUAAAACUCCUUAUUUCGCCAAACAAUACUCAAAUUAUGCCAGAAUUUAAUCAACCAGUAAAGGAAAUUCAAGAAUCAGCGAACACAAUGCCCAAACAAGAAAAUAAUGAAUCACCAACUAUUACUAAAGACAAUGUAGAUAACGACACUACAACAAUAUUGAAUGAAACAAUCCAUAAAGACGAAGAGAAAUUAGAAAUACAAGAAAAGAUUGAAGAUUCAGAGUAUGCAAAGUUAGAUGAUAAUGUAUAUAAAAUUCAAAAUACAUAUAGCGAAAAAUAUAAAUUUGGAAACGCCGAAGUAGAACCAAUUUUUGGUCAAAAGUUUUGGAAUUAUUCAGAUUAUGCAUUAAGAGAAGUCAAACAUGGAGCAGGAAUAGGAGAAACUAAAAAAUCCUAUUUUGGUGGCUUAUUUGGUACAAAUAGAGUUAGUAAAUACAAUGGUGCUUGGACUGCCAAAAACGGAAGCGGAAAAUUUAUUAUCGAAGUUUUUAAACCAAUACCACUCAAAGGAAUUACUUUUUCCACGAAGUCAAAUCAGUUUUCUAAAAUAAAUGUAGAAAUCAUUUCGGAUUCAAAUAGAGUAGCCCAUUUGUCAAAUAUUGACAUGAAAGAAAAUUUAACGUUUAAUUUCGAAAAUCGCUUUAUUUCAAAGAAUCUAGAACUAUCAUUAAAAUGUGCUGAUUGCUCUGGUAUAGAUCAGCCUCCAAUUCACAUGACACAAUUCUAUUUACUUCCAUACGAUUAUCACUAA